Molecule: messenger RNA, 759 nt
Organism: Dujonia railenensis
Lineage: Eukaryota; Fungi; Ascomycota; Pichiomycetes; Serinales; Debaryomycetaceae
Source: the annotation of a GenBank genome assembly
AUGCGUAUACAUUUGAUCUGUGCAUUAUUUUUGGUUUCAGCCGCCUGCGCCAAAUCCCCAUCAUCAAAAUCAUCGUCAGAUGUGGUGAUUAUAACUGAUACCAAUACAAACCCUGGGGCCAAGACUUCGACAACCUCCACGGCUUCAGUAUCUUCAGCAUCUUCGAAAACUUCUUCAGACCCAUUGAUAACAUCAUUGGCCACAUCCAAAGUCUCGUCACAUAGCUCGUCUUCUACUGUUCUUAAUGCAGCAGAGAGUGCUAUCCAGGCAACAGAUGCCUACGUCGUCAGCAUCUUGAGGGAUAGAGAAGCAUUAUAUUCAUUUUUGCAGAACACUGCAGAAGCCCUUUCUUUCUACCAAGGUGCAUAUGAACUGAAAUACGGCACAGCAUGGUCUGAGGCUAUAGUUUCAGAUUUAAAUAAAGUGACAGCCAGUAACGGUGCAUCAUCGAUUCUUGUAGCUUAUGAAUCACUUGUACCGCAGAUUACAGCCAAUCCUGAGUCUGACACCGAAAGGUAUGCAAGUCUCUUAUCAGAAUUUGAAUCUGCUCAAACGGCAUGGCUGCAAUUCUUCACCCCCUCGGCUAGUUCGGCGAGCACCGAUGGUCAAGCUGUAGUAUCAUGGGUGACGGCGACUGCCUCUGCUGUUACUACGGUAUCGAUGCUUGAAGUCGCGACGACCGCAUCAAAGGGAGGAUCCGCAUCAAAGUUUGUUCCAUUAUUUGGACUACUUGGAGGCGUGGCUGUAGUACUACUUUAG